AUUCACCCCACCGCGAUGAUCCAAUUCGCACCCCUCCCCCUCUGCUCGAUCAGAUCGAUACAUAUAUAAGCAAAACACACCUUCAGCACACACCAUUUCUCCAUUGUCUCUCCCGACCCAAAUUAGGGUUUUCAUUUCCCCAACCCCUGCACAUCUCUCUCUCUCUCUCUCUCUGUGUGUGUGUGUGUGUGUCUCGCACGCGCGUGCGCCCUCGCUCGCUCUUUCGGUACAUAUAUCUAUAGUUAUUCAUAGACCCAUAAAGACCAGAUUUCCUGAACCAAUUCGUCACAAUUCUCUAUUACUAGGUUAAAACUUGGGGCUUAAUUUGGUUUUCUGUUAGGGUUUGCGAUUUUGGGGGAUUGCGAGCUGAUUGAAUUUGGGAAUUAGGGUUGGCGUAGACGAUGAUAAGGAAUUCCCAAUCGGGAAUCGCUUGAUCGCCGUCUGUCGGCGAGUCGGUUCGUGGUUUUGAGCAUUUGUAUGGAAACUCGGAGCCGGAAACGGGCGGAGGCCAACUCAUCAGCCCCUUCUUCUUCAUCCUCCGGUCCCACCACCCGUUCCACCAAGCGACGUCGUCUAUCCGCGUCCACCGCUGCGGCCGCCGGGUCUUCAUCUUCAGUGCGGGCUACUAGCACCGCUGCUGCAUCCUCGAUCUCCACCCGUUCCCGACGCGUUACUCGGUCUCAAGACUCCUCAACUCCGAUGGACUCGACGAAUGAAUCGUCCGGGUCGGCCGCUCGCCGCGAGUCCGGUGGCCGGCGCGGAAAGCAUCAAAAUCAGGUUUCGGAUAAGGAUAACUCCGACAAGGGCAAGGAGAAAGAGCAUGAAGUUAGGGUUAGGGAUAGAGACAGGGACACCGAGAGGAGUUUCGGGUUGAACAUAGACAGUGCUGGCGGCGGCGGCGGAGGAGAAGAUGACGAUGAUGAUAAUGACAGUGAAGAUGGUGUUGGAAUGUUGCACCAGAAUUUGACUUCUGCGAGCAGUGCACUUCAAGGGCUUCUUCGGAAACUGGGAGCAGGGUUGGAUGAUUUACUACCGUCUUCAGCAAUGGGUGCUUCGUCUUCGCACCAGAGUGGGCGGCUCAAGAAGAUUUUAUCGGGCUUGCGCGCCGAUGGAGAAGAGGGGCGACAAGUUGAGGCUUUGACGCAGCUCUGUGAUAUGUUGUGCAUUGGGACUGAGGAGUCUCUGAGUUCCUUUUCUGUGGAUUCUUUUGUGCCCAUUCUUGUUGGGCUGCUUAACCAUGAGAGCAAUCCCGAUAUCAUGCUUCUUGCGGCCAGAGCGCUGACCUUUUUAUGCGAUGUGCUUCCGUCUUCUUGUGCUGCGGUUGUCCAUUAUGGUGCAGUUUCAUGCUUGGUUGCUAGACUACUGACAAUUGAGUACAUGGACUUGGCUGAACAGUCCCUUCAAGCACUAAAGAAGAUCUCUCAGGAGCACCCGACUGCUUGUCUAAGGGCUGGUGCAUUAAUGGCAGUGCUUUCAUAUCUUGACUUCUUCUCCACAGGAGUCCAGCGGGUAGCAUUGGCUACUGCUGCAAAUAUUUGUAAGAAACUUCCUUCAGAUGCAGCUGACUUUGUGAUGGAAGCUGUUCCUUUGUUGACAAACCUUCUUCAAUAUCAUGAUGCAAAGGUGUUAGAACAUGCUUCUGUCUGCUUGACUAGAAUUGCUGAGGCAUUCGCAUCAUCUCCAGAUAAGCUGGAUGAAUUAUGCAAUCAUGGGCUUGUUACACAAGCAGCCACACUCAUUUCCGCAAGCAAUUCAGGAGGUGGUCAGGCAUCCCUUAGCACACCUACCUACACGGGAUUAAUACGACUGCUUUCCACUUGUGCAAGUGGGUCUCCUCUGGGAGCCAAAACUUUACUACUACUAGGGAUCAGUGGUAUUCUGAAGGACAUACUAUCAGGUUCUGGCCUUGUUGCUAGCGCUUCUGCUUCUGCUGCAUUAAAUAGACCACCGGACCAGAUUUUCGAGAUUGUGAACCUUGCAAAUGAGCUGCUUCCUCCACUGCCCCAAGGAACCAUAUCUCUUCUGGACAGCAAUAAUAUUCAAUUUAUUAAUGGGUCUCCUCUGGGAAAGUAUCCUGUCAGCAGUUCUGAUGACCAAGAUGAUGCAAAUGUAAGCAUAAGUGAUGUAUCAGCUCGGGAGAAGUUAUUAACUGACCAGCCUGAACUUCUGCAGCAAUUUGCAAUGAACCUUCUUCCAGUUCUAAUUCAGAUAUAUGGAUCCAGUGUGAAUGGGCCUGUCCGGCGUAAAUGUCUCACAGUUAUUGGAAAAUUGAUGUACUUCAGCAGUGCAAACAUGAUCCAGAGUUUAAUAAGUGUGACAAACAUAUCGAGUUUCUUAGCUGGAGUUUUCGCAUGGAAAGAUCCGCGAGUCUUGAUUCCAGCUCUACAAAUAGCUGAGAUUCUAAUGGAAAAGCUUCCUGAGACUUUCUCCAAGAUGUUUGUGAGGGAAGGUGUGGUUCAUGCAAUAGAUGCACUUAUUUUGGGAGGGCCUUCUGAUGCUGCCCCUUCGCAGCCAUCCUCAAGUGAGAAGGAUAAUGAUUCUGUAUCGGGAAGCUCACGUAGACGAUGUCAGCGACGAGGUGGAAAUCUGAAUGCUGAUUUAUACUCUGCUGAAGAUUCAAAAAAUGCAGUCCCACUUUUUGGUUCACCUCCAAACUCCAUUGAAAAUCCCACUGGCAACUCAAAUGUUUUUGUGGCUGUCAGUGCACGCGCCAAAGUUUUCAAAGAUAAAUACUUUGCUCCAGAUCCUGGGGGCACUGAAGCUGGAGUUACAGAUGAUAUUCUACAUUUAAAAAACCUCUGCAAGAAGUUGAAUGCUGGUAUUGAUGAUCAGAAGACUAAAUCAAAGGGGAAGUCUAAAGCUUCUGGGUCUCGCUUUGCUGAUAUUUCUAUGGGUAAAGAGGAGAACUUGGUUAUGGUGAUAUCUGAGAUGCUUGAUGAACUGAGCAAGGGAGAUGGUGUGUCCACUUUUGAGUUCAUUGGAAGUGGAGUUGUGGAUGCUUUGCUGAACUACUUUUCUUGUGGUCACUUCUCCAAGGAGAGAAUUUCAGAAGCUAACCUUCCCAAGCUUCGACAGCAAGCAAUCAGGAGGUACAAAGCUUUCAUCACUGUUGCUCUCCCUUCCAGUACUAAUGGAAUUACUGCAACUCCCAUGAGUAUCUUGGUUCAGAAGCUUCAAAAUGCUUUGUCCUCCUUAGAGCGCUUUCCCGUGGUCUUAAGGCAGACUUCCCGGUCAUCUGGGGGAAAUGCACGUCUCUCUUCUGGUCUGAGUGCAUUGUCCCAGCCAUUUAAGUUGCGUCUUUGCAGAGCCCAAGGAGAAAAGUCACUCCGUGAUUACUCUUCCAAUGUUGUAUUAAUUGAUCCAUUAGCAAGUUUAGCAGCUGUAGAAGAUUUCCUUUGGCCCCGGAUACAAAGAAGUGAGUCUGGGCAGAAGCCUUCAGCAUCUGCAGGGAACUCUGAGUCUGGCACUACGCCUACUGCAGCUGUUGCUCCAUCACCAUCAUCUUAUACUCCUGCUUUGACUACACGUCGUCAUUCUACUAGAUCCAGAUCAUCUGUUAAUAUUGGAGAUCCAGCCAAGAAGGAAUUACCACAUGAUAAAAGUGCUAGCUCAUCAAAGGGGAAGGGUAAGGCAGUUUUGAAGCCUGCUCAAGAGGCAAGGGGACCUCAAACAAGAAGUGCUGCACGUAGAAAAGCAACCAUGGACAAAGAUGCACAAAUGAAGUCUCUGGAUGGGGACUCAAGUUCUGAGGAUGAAGAGCUGGACACACCCCCUGUUGAGAUUGAUGAUGCCUUGGUGAUUGAAGAUGAUGAUAUUUCUGAUGAAGAAGAAGAAGACCAUGAUGAUGUACUGAGAGACGAUUCUCUUCCCAUUUGUAUGACUGAGAGAGUUCAUGAUGUUACAUUAGGAGAUCCUACUGAGGAUAGUCAAGGUGCCCCUGCAACAAGUGAUAGCCAGACAAACCCAGCUUCUGGUUCUAGUAGCAGAGCUGCUACAGUUAGGGGAUCGGAUUCUUCAGAGUUCAGGAGUGGGAGUUAUUUUAGUUCAAGGGGUGCAAUGUCUUUUGCUGCUGCUGCCAUGGCUGGCCUAGCAUCUGCAAAUGGUAGAGGUAUCAGGGGAGGCAGAGAUCGGCAUGGGCGCCCUCUAUUUGGCUCUAAUGAUCCUCCUAGACUAAUAUUUUCUGUUGGUGGGAAGCAACUUAAUAGGCAGUUGACUAUCUACCAGGCUAUCCAACGCCAGCUUGUGCUGGAUGAGGAGGAUGAGGACAAGUAUACUGGGCAUGACUUUGUAUCUAGUGAUGGGAGUAGGUUGUGGGGUGAUAUUUAUGUUAUAAUGUACCAAAAGGCAGAUAGCCAGACUGUUAGGGCUUUGGCUGGAGCAGCUAAUCCUAGUACUACAUUUAAAUCUACCAAGGUGGGGUCCAUAUCAAAUUGCAAUGGUGAUUCUCCUGUGCAGCGAACGCCACUUCUUGAUGGUAUUUUGCAAGGUGAGCUUCCCUGUGAUCUUGAGAAAAGUAAUUCUACUUACAACAUACUAGCUCUGUUGCGUGUAUUGGAGGGUUUGAAUCAACUUGCACCCCGAUUGAGAGCCCAGGCAGUGACUGACAGUUACGCUGAAGGGAAGAUUUCAGACAUGGAUGAGCUUAAUGCCACUGCUGUCAGGGUCUCUCCUGAGGAAUUCGUUAAUAGUAAGCUCACUCCAAAGUUGGCUCGGCAAAUCCAGGAUGCACUUGCACUUUGCAGUGGGAGUCUUCCAUCAUGGUGUUACCAGUUGACAAAGGCAUGUUCAUUCUUAUUUCCUUUUGAGACUCGGCGCCAGUACUUCUAUUCUACUGCUUUUGGGUGGUCACGUGCUUUAUACAGGCUUCAGCAGCAGCAAGGUGCAGAUGGUCAAGGAUCAACCAGUGAAAGAGAACUUAGGGUAGGGAGGUUGCAGCGCCAGAAAGUCCGUGUGUCCCGAAAUCGAAUUCUGGAUUCUGCUGUAAAAGUUAUGGAGAUGUAUUCGAGCCAAAAGGCUGUGCUUGAAGUAGAAUAUUUUGGUGAAGUUGGCACUGGAUUGGGCCCUACUUUGGAGUUCUACACCCUACUAAGUCAUGAUCUACAAAAAGUUGGACUUGGAAUGUGGAGAUCAAACUCUUCCUUUGAUAGACCCUCUAUGGAAGUAGACGGAGAUGAACAAAAUAGUAGGAACCCCAGUAACUCCACUGCUUUUGGGUCUGCUUGUGAUAGUGAUCUUGUCCAAGCUCCUCUUGGAUUGUUCCCUCGUCCUUGGCCUCCUAAUACUGACGCCUCUGAUGGUGGCAAAAUUUUGAAAGUUAUUGAAUAUUUCCGGCUACUUGGUCGUGUGAUGGCCAAAGCUCUUCAAGAUGGGCGACUUUUGGAUCUUGCAAUGUCAACCGCAUUUUAUAAGCUUGUGCUUGGUCAGGAGCUGGAUUUGCAUGACAUUCUUUCCAUUGAUGCUGAACUUGGGAGGAUAUUGCUAGAGUUCCAAGCCAUUGUUUACCGGAGACAGCAUCUUCAAUCAAUGGGCAAUCACAUCUGUGAAGAAAUUGCCAAUUUACAUUUCCGUGGGGAUCCAAUUGAAGAUCUCUGUUUGGAUUUCACCCUUCCUGGCUAUCCAGAUUAUGUUCUGAAACCAGGCAUAGAGAAUGUUGAUAUCAGUAACUUGGAGGAGUAUAUAUCCUUAGCGGUCGACGCUACAGUCAGGACUGGAAUUGUCAGGCAAAUGGAAGCUUUUAGAGCUGGCUUUAAUCAAGUCUUUGACAUCUCAACUCUACAAAUAUUCUCUCCACAUGAAUUGGACCACCUUCUUUGUGGUCGUAGAGAGCUGUGGAAGGCUGAGACACUUGUGGAUCAUAUAAAGUUUGAUCAUGGAUACACUGCCAAGAGCCCUGCAAUCAUUAAUUUGCUUGAGAUCAUGGGAGAAUUCACCCCAGAGCAGCAGAGGGCUUUCUGUCAGUUUGUUACUGGUGCACCAAGGCUCCCACCUGGUGGUCUAGCAGUCCUGAAUCCAAAAUUGACAAUUGUGAGAAAGCAUUCUUCUUCAGCUGGUAGUACUGCCGCCAACAUGACUGGGUUGCCAGAAUCUGUGGAUGAAGACUUGCCGAGUGUGAUGACAUGUGCCAAUUACCUCAAGCUUCCACCAUAUUCUACUAAGGAAAUUAUGUACAAGAAACUACUCUAUGCAAUAAGUGAGGGACAAGGAUCUUUUGACUUGUCAUAGGGUUUCCAAAGCUAACCAAUCAAUUUGUGUAUAUUUUUCUGGAAGAGAUUUUGAGUUCAUUUUUCUUUAGAAUUUUUUUGUUGGGUUUUUAAAUUGGGAGAAAAUGGUGUUUUAGAGGUAGCUUUUAGUUAAUGAAUGAUGAAAUAACAGCACCUUGCUCUGAUAGGUUGCUGCUGCUGCAUUUGUGGUUAGAUUUUAUAUAUGCAUACAUUUAGUGGUUAGGUCAUACAGCUGAAUCUUGAAUAGUUAAUGAUCUUGAAGAAGCUUUUCUGAAUUGUGGUUAAGACCCCUAAGUGCAUGUAAAUAUAUAGGAAAUUCUGAUUGUUCUCUUAA
Messenger RNA from Diospyros lotus (date-plum), 6555 nucleotides. RefSeq names its product E3 ubiquitin-protein ligase UPL3-like. The record is from RefSeq and is a predicted model, not a curated record. Gene Ontology annotation, biological process: protein polyubiquitination; proteasome-mediated ubiquitin-dependent protein catabolic process. Gene Ontology annotation, molecular function: protein binding; ubiquitin protein ligase activity. Lineage: Eukaryota; Viridiplantae; Streptophyta; Magnoliopsida; Ericales; Ebenaceae. The transcript has 17 exons. The coding region runs from base 478 to 6222 and encodes 1914 amino acids.